AUGGAGGCUGAAGACUUUUCCAGUUUCGAUCCAACAAUCCCAGAAGAUUUGCUCACCCAACAACCUGAUGUAUCAUGGGAAUACCUCUUCCAACCAGAUCAAUGGUAUAUUACUCCUGAAGCUAUUUCUGAAAACUUCUUUGCACUUGUUUUGAGUUUAGCUGCUGUUGCCGUCGCUGCUGGAAUCUUUUGGUUUGCCAGAAACAAGGGCAUCAAGUCAAAGUGGUAUAAGGAUUUGGAAAAAGGAAAAUACUAUUUCUCAGAAUCUCUUAUUUUCAAUAUUUGGAUUGCUUUGUAUAUUCCAUUGGCUAUUGGUUCUUGGUUGUCAUAUGUUCACGGUGGACAAACUUGGAACAGAGCUUUGACUGUUUAUGCUUUGCACUUGGUUGUUAAUGUUCUCUUUUCAGUUUCUUUAUGGUGGGUUCAAGAUUUGAGUUUGGCCUUGUUGAACCUUAUCACCUUGAUUGGUGUUUCCAUGUUCACUACAAGUCAAUUCAAUAGUAUUUUGAAAUUUGCAGGUUAUAUCAAUACUCCAUACAUGUUGUGGUUGUUGAUUUUCACUGCUCAAUAUGCUUAUUUCUGGUAUUUGAAUGAAGGAAAGGAAUUGAUGGAAGUUGCUAACCUUGCUAAGGGUGGUUCUGCUAAGAAGUCUUCCAAGAAGAAGAAGGGUCUUCCAACUGAUGUCAAGAAGAAGCUCCAACAACAAGUCCAAGAACAACAAAAAACAAUGACUCCAACCUCCGAUAAGGAUGAAUAA
Molecule: messenger RNA, 756 nt
Organism: Naegleria gruberi
Lineage: Eukaryota; Heterolobosea; Eutetramitea; Acrasida; Naegleriidae
Exons: 1
Coding region: 1-756 (251 amino acids)
Cellular component (GO): membrane
Source: RefSeq, a predicted model, not a curated record